AUGGCCAUAGCCCGGCUUCGGUUCUUCUGUACCAGCAACACCGCUAAGUAUGAAGCCUGCAUUAUAGGCAUGAAUAUGGGAGUGGACCUGGAUGUGGAGGAAUUGUUAAUCAUGGGAGAUUCUGACUUGAUUAUUCGGCAAGCCCAAGGUGAAUGGGAAACUCGAGAUAUCAAACUCAUCUCGUAUAGGCAAUAUGUGGAAGAUCUUAGCAAACGAUUCAAGUCCGUCAAGUUCAGGUAUAUUCCUCGAUUCCACAAUGAGUUAGCUGAUGCAUUAGCUACUUUGGCCUCAAUGCUACCAUAUCCGGGCAGUGUCCAUAUUGACCCGCUGGAAAUCCAAAUUCGCGAAAGGCAUAGUUAUUAUAAUGCAAUUAAAAUAGAUCCAGAUGUUCAGCCAUGGUAUCAUGAUAUCAAAAGGUUUUUGAAAACGAAGGAAUAUCCUAAGCAGGCCAGUGGUGAUCAAAAAAGAACUAUCAGAAGGCUUGCCAGCAGUUUCUUUUUUAGCGCAGAGGUCUUGUACAAAAGAACUCUAGAUUUGAAUCUUUUGAGGUGCGUAGAUGCCCGAGAAGCUGAAAAGAUCAUGAACGAAGUGCAUUCGGGAGUAUGUGGGCCUCACAUGAACGGAUAUGUCCUUGCAAAGAAAAUCCUUUAG
Nicotiana attenuata is the source of this 651-nucleotide messenger RNA. RefSeq lists its product as uncharacterized. The transcript has a single exon. The record is from RefSeq and is a predicted model, not a curated record. Bases 1 to 651 code for a protein of 216 amino acids. Lineage: Eukaryota; Viridiplantae; Streptophyta; Magnoliopsida; Solanales; Solanaceae. Gene Ontology annotation, molecular function: RNA-DNA hybrid ribonuclease activity; nucleic acid binding.